AACAAGGAAAGCAGCACCCAAACUGAAAAUGUUUCUCAGACUCUCUAAAGCAGUGCUUUUUAUGCUUGGAGUCUUUUUCUUUAUGUCCUUCUUUUAUGAUUUUAUCAAUGUGCCACCAAAGCCUUUGAAGAAUAAGCCUUUCCAAGCAAGAGAUCUUCCAAAGAAUGAAACCUCAGUUCAGUGGAAACCCUCGAUUGGGGAGGCACUUUCAAGUACUGCUCAAAUCUCGUCUCCUCAAAUCAGUAAUCUAAAGAAAUUCCGUGAAAAAAUGAUUUUGCUUCGAAGAAGUUAUAUUCAUCUUGACAAUGAGACACUCCAAGAAUUGAAGGAAGGACAAAUAAAUGAAAUUCGGAAUACUUUAGCUCAAGAGCUCCAAGAAGUGGCCAAUCUUUGGCUCCAAAACGCGUCGGCGAAUCCACGAAAAGUAUUGAUACUCACCACAUGGCGAUCGGGAUCUACCUUUUUCGGCGAGCUUCUCAACCAAUUCCCCGGGUCCUAUUACUUCUUUGAGCCUUUGAUUGAACAACACGUCCAAAGAGCAGCAACAAAUUCCACUCAGAUGGACAUCUUGGAACACCUUUUCAAUUGCAAUUAUCAGGAUAUCAGAUACUCCAAGGAAAGCAAAUGGAUCUUGAGACAUAAUUCUCGGUUGAUGCCCAUUUGUAAGAAGACUCUUGGUUUUAAAGAGGAAGAUCUGUGCUUGGAUUCAGAUUUUCUGAGCAAAGUCUGCGCAUUGUUUCCAAUCCGAUUGAUGAAAACGGUCAGAUUGGAAACCAGGAAUGUUGAAGACUUAAUGAAAAAGCUUCCAGGUCUGAAGGUGAUCUCCUUGAUCCGGGAUCCCCGAGGGAUCGUGGCGUCUCGGGAACGAAUGCCUUGGUGUUCAAGGCCUCAGUGUUCAGAUGUACAGCAUGUCUGUGAACGGUAUAACCGAGAUGUGGAGAGUUCUUUCGAAUUCAGAUCCAAGUUUUCCGAGCGUUUCAUGGUUGUUCGAUAUGAAGAUAUGUCUCUAAAUCUCUACCGCACUGUCCAAAGGGUGUCAGAGUUCUUGGAUUUUUCUCUCUCUGAAAAGAUCAUCAGUUACAUCCAAAACCACACCAAUUUACCCCAAUUUCGUGCAAGAAAAGGUCAUGAUAUGUCCCUGAAACAUUCUCAUGGGACAUUUCGGAACACUAAAUCCCACACUUUCGAAUGGCGAUCCACGAUCAAAUCCGAGGCUUUGAACCAAACGCAACAACUCUGCGCCUCAGGCAUGAAUCGCAUGGGAUACAAAUUGGUGCCAUCCAUAGGAGUCCUACAUAAUCCAAACAUCAAGCUCAUGGAUCAAAUUUACUAA
This is a messenger RNA of Tigriopus californicus, 1333 nucleotides long. Its product is annotated as carbohydrate sulfotransferase 1-like. The transcript is spliced from 2 exons. Lineage: Eukaryota; Metazoa; Arthropoda; Copepoda; Harpacticoida; Harpacticidae. Gene Ontology annotation, molecular function: N-acetylglucosamine 6-O-sulfotransferase activity. The coding region runs from base 29 to 1333 and encodes 434 amino acids. Gene Ontology annotation, biological process: sulfur compound metabolic process; N-acetylglucosamine metabolic process. The record is from RefSeq and is a predicted model, not a curated record.